This is a messenger RNA of Ostreococcus tauri, 1002 nucleotides long. RefSeq names its product unnamed product. The coding region runs from base 1 to 1002 and encodes 333 amino acids. NCBI's taxonomy places the organism in Eukaryota, Viridiplantae, Chlorophyta, Mamiellophyceae, Mamiellales, Bathycoccaceae. The record is from RefSeq and is a predicted model, not a curated record. The transcript has a single exon.
AUGUUCGCACCUCUCCCGCGCGCGCUCGUCCACGCCGCGCGUCGACGCGCUUCGUGGACGACGCCCGCACAUUCGCGCGCGCGCGGUGGACCGAGCGACGGCGCGCGCGCGGCGACGGGGGCGAGACGGGCGGCGAAUGUGUCGAGGGCGUUGCGAUUGUCCAUCGAAGACGCCCCUUGGGCGGCGCGCGAGAUCGUCCACGCCGACGCGUUCGACGGCGUCGUCGUCCCGGAUCUCCGUCGCCGGGACGCCGAGCACGGGGCGGGGGAUCGGGAUCGGUGGAGGGCGCGGGACGGGACGACGCGGACGACGUCGACGUCGGCGAGCGGCGGGACGACGGAGGCGGUGGCGCGAGCGAUCGCGCUAGUGGCGAUGGGUGGGACAAAUCCGUCGAUUUUGUGCGUGAGCGGUGACGGUGGGGCGAUAGAUUCGAGCGCGGAGGUGUUGGGGCGAUUGCGAGAGGCGCGGGCGCGCGGGACGCUGCCGCGAGAGACGACGCUCUUGGCGGCGGCGAAUCCAAUGUUGGGCGCGACGGAGGCCGAGCGGGUGAUGCGGAAGCGCGAGAGCGGGGCGGAUGGGAUCAUCACCCAGCCCGCGCUGUUGCUCGGGCGGUUUGAGAGGUGGUGGGAGGCGUGCGAGCGUCUCGGCGCGUUUGACGGAUUAGGCGAGAGCGCGCGCGAGAGCGGCGCGGCGAAAGGCCUCAUCCUCGGCGUCGCGCCGAUUCGCGACGUUCGAGGGUUAGAACUUUGGUUCAAGCUCACCGACGUCGACGGUGACGCCGACGCGGACGCUCGAGCGCUGCGCGAUGAGUACGCCGCGAACGCGGCUUCGAUGUCGCCCGAGCGCUUCGACGAUUGGACGUUCGAGCGCUUCGAGCUCGCGACGACGCACGCCGCCUCCCUAGAUCACGUCGCCGGCGUUCACGUCAUGCCCAUCACCCCCGGCGGGUACGCCCACGCCGCGCGUCUCGCUCGAGACGUCCUUCCGAUGUUUCGUCGAUGA